AUGGUCGUCGAGGGUCUGAUAAAUGAACACGGUGUGAGAUUGGAUAGAUACCUGCCUGACCGCAUGGCUCCACUAAAGCUUUGUUAUAUUCUUUUGGGGAUGCUAUUUCUUGCGAUUUCCCCGAUUUUCGGAGAAACUGCUGAAGAUUGCCUCGACUCAUGCUCAGUGCUGAAAAGUGGAAUUUGCCCGGAUUCGAACUACGAAACUUGUCCGGAACUGGUGGUGGAGUGUUUCGCGCGUUGCUACAAGUUGAAAAAAGAAGAGUGCUUUGACGAAUGCUCCAGAAAGCCGUGGUAUUGGCGACCAAUAUGUUCUCUUGGAUGCGUAUGGGAUUGA
Molecule: messenger RNA, 336 nt
Organism: Necator americanus (New World hookworm)
Lineage: Eukaryota; Metazoa; Nematoda; Chromadorea; Rhabditida; Ancylostomatidae
Exons: 4
Coding region: 1-336 (111 amino acids)
Source: RefSeq, a predicted model, not a curated record